Molecule: messenger RNA, 1056 nt
Organism: Rotaria sordida
Lineage: Eukaryota; Metazoa; Rotifera; Eurotatoria; Philodinida; Philodinidae
Source: the annotation of a GenBank genome assembly
AUGGAUGAUAAAAAGAAACGUAAAGUUAGUUUUCAGGAUAUAAAUGAUGAACAUAAAAAACAAAAAUAUACGACACAAGAUACACGUUUACAUAGUGGAAAAUAUACAUUAGAUAGUGAUGAAGAUGAUGAUGAUGAUGCUGAACAAGGAAAUGUUAAAGAAAUGAAUCAAAAUGAUCUUGAUGAAAUUGGACAAGAAAGUGCGACAAUUGGAUUUGAUGAUGAUGUCAAAAUAACACCAUUUAAUAUUGAUGAAGAAUUAGAAGAAGGACAUUAUGAUGAAACAGGUUGUUAUCAAUGGAAAAAAAAAGAUAAAGAUGAAGUUCAUGAUGCAUGGCUUGAUGAAAUUGAUUGGACAAAUGUUAAAAAUUAUAAAUUAAAAAAUCCCGAUGCAACAGGAGAUGAUUUUGAUGAUCAAAAAAAAUCUAAUUUAUCUAAUGAUGAUGAUGAAAUAGAUACAAAUUCAUUUAAUAAAAUAAAAACACUUCAAUCAAUGCUUGCAAUUAUGAAACCAGGUGAAACUGUUGCUCGUACAAUAAAACGACUUGGAACAAUUAUAUCUAAUAAUAAACCAAAACAACAAUGGAAACAACGUAAAUUACUUCCUGGUGAAAUUCAAACAACAAAUACUAUUGAACAAACACCAGAAGAAUUAAAAAAAAAUAAACUUUUACUUGAAGAAAUGUCUGGUCUUGCUGAUCAAUUUGUAUCUAAUGGUGAACUUGAUAUUUAUCAAGAAACUUAUGAACGACUUAAAAUACAACUUGAUCAUCUUCAAUCAUCAAAAGAUUCAACAUUUGAUAUGUAUGGUGAUAGUGAUAUUUCAUCAUCUAUAAAUAAACCAACAGACACAAAUAGUUCAUCAAAAGUUCUUUGGGAAUAUACAACAAAUGUAAAUUCAAUUGAAAAUCUUCAAGGUCCAUUUACAACUGAACAAAUGAUUCGUUUAAUAAAUACUGAAGGAAAAUUAGAUAAAAAUAAAGUAUCUUGCCGUCGUGUUGGUACUGAACAAUUCUAUUCAAUCAAACGUAUCGAUUUUGAUCUUUAUCUUGAUUAA